CCGGCUCCUCGCUUCCGCGCCCCGGCCGAGCCGCUUUGGGAGACGGCCCUGGAGACCCGGAGCGCUAAGGCGGACGGACCGCAGGGGUUGUUUGAAGGCCGAGGCCAACAUGGCGGCGCUGGCGGCUCCCGGCCUUCUCCGCCAGAUCCUUGCUCUGCGCUCCGGUGUGGGCGUGGCUCUGCAGGGUCGAAGUGUCCAUUCGAGCGUGGCCGCUGACAGCCCCAGCAGCACCCAGCCCGCUGUGUCCAAGGCUGGAGCCGUGGUCCCCAAGCCCACCGCGCUUCCCAGCAGCCGGGGCGAGUAUGUGGUGGCCAAGCUGGACGACCUCAUCAACUGGGCCCGCCGGAGUUCCCUGUGGCCCAUGACCUUCGGCCUGGCCUGCUGCGCCGUGGAGAUGAUGCACAUGGCCGCGCCCCGCUAUGACAUGGACCGCUUCGGCGUGGUCUUCCGCGCCAGCCCGCGCCAGGCGGACGUCAUGAUCGUGGCCGGCACGCUCACCAACAAGAUGGCCCCGGCCCUGCGCAAGGUCUAUGACCAGAUGCCAGAGCCUCGCUACGUCGUGUCCAUGGGCAGCUGUGCCAACGGAGGCGGCUACUACCACUACUCGUACUCCGUCGUGAGGGGCUGUGACCGCAUCGUGCCCGUGGACAUCUACGUCCCAGGCUGCCCGCCCACGGCUGAGGCCCUGCUCUACGGCAUCCUGCAGCUGCAGAAGAAGAUCAAGCGGGAGAAGAGGCUCCGCAUCUGGUACCGCAGGUAGUGCCGGCCCCCCCCCGGCCCCUGCGGCGGCCCUGAGGAUGGCCAAUAAACCUGCUGCACCCACCUCGCCA
Messenger RNA from Felis catus (domestic cat), 830 nucleotides. It is a transcript of the gene NDUFS7, whose product is annotated as NADH:ubiquinone oxidoreductase core subunit S7. Gene Ontology annotation, molecular function: quinone binding; 4 iron, 4 sulfur cluster binding; NADH dehydrogenase (ubiquinone) activity. Gene Ontology annotation, biological process: aerobic respiration; electron transport coupled proton transport; mitochondrial respiratory chain complex I assembly. The record is from RefSeq and is a predicted model, not a curated record. Lineage: Eukaryota; Metazoa; Chordata; Mammalia; Carnivora; Felidae. The coding region runs from base 110 to 760 and encodes 216 amino acids. The transcript has 8 exons.